AUGGGCAAGAAAUCCAAAUCGCAGUCCAAGUCGGACACCAAGGCGCCUACGACCGGCGGCCUUGCCUUCCUGAGCGGUGCCGCAUCGCUCGACGCGGGUUUGUCUUCGCUGUUCGAGAAGAGUGCUGGCCCUGUGGCAACCCCCGCUGUGAAAUAUGUCGCGUUGAAACCGAGGAAACAAGCGAAAGAGACCGAAGAUGUUGCCGCAUCUGAGGAAGACGACGCCGAGUCGGAGGAUGAAGCUAUGGAGGAUGCCCCUGAGGGCUCCGCUGAUUCAGAUGAACCAGAGGCUGAGGGAGAACAGGCUCUCGACUCCAAGAGCCGUAAGCGGAAAAGAGGAGGCGUGGAGGAUGACCUUGAGGCUUCAUAUAUGCGCCGCAUCGACAAGGAAGAGAAGAGAGCCGAGGAAAAGCGCAACGCCGAGCACGCCAAGCGCCAGAAGCCCGCUGGGGAAGAUGACCAGAAUGAUGCAUCUGAGGAGGAGGAGGAGGAGGAGGAGGAGGAGGAGGAGGAAAAGGAGGACGCCGGAUCCGAGGACAGCGACGAGGAGGAGGACAAGAAGGACCCGGUGCCCGUGCACGAGAGUAUGUCCGGCGGUGCUAAGGCCAGCGAAGUUGAGAAGUCCAACCGCACAGUCUUCUUGGGCAACGUCUCGACCGAAGCUAUCAAGUCCAAGUCGGGCAAGAAGACUCUUCUCCGACACCUGGCUUCCUUCUGCUCGACUUUGCCCGAAUCUUCUGGUCCGCACAAGGUUGAGUCGAUCCGCUUCCGCUCUGUGCCAUUCGCUAGCGGUGGCGGCGUCCCUAAGCGUGCGUCUUUUGCCCGCCGAGAGAUUCUGGACGAGACCACCACUAGCACCAAUGCCUAUGCCGUCUACACCACCAUCCAGGCCGCUCGUAAGGCUCCAGCUGCGCUGAAUGGAACUGUGGUCCUGGACCGGCACUUGCGUGUGGACAGCGUUGCUCACCCUGCCGAGAUCGACAACAAGCGCUGCGUUUUCGUGGGUAAUUUGGACUUCGUGGACCAGGAGAUAACCGAAGACGGCGAUGAUGGCAAGAAGAAGAAGGUCCGCGCUCCCUCCGAUAUCGAGGAGGGUCUUUGGCGGACCUUCAACGCCCACACCGGAGAUACCAAGGAUAAGAAGACUCCUAAGAAGAACGUUGAAUUCGUCCGUGUGAUCCGUGACCGCUCUACGCGCGUCGGCAAGGGCUUUGCCUACGUCCAAUUCUAUGAGGGCACCGGUGUCGAGCAGGCGCUUCUGCUCAACGAGAAGAAGUUCCCUCCUUUGCUUCCCCGCAAAAUCCGCGUGACCCGUGCCCGCAAGGUCAUGAAGAAGCGCGAUGACUCGGGCGGCAAGGACGCACGAUCGGGCAACUUGGCUCAUAAGACUCUUCAGGGCCGUGCAACCAAGCUGCUUGGCCGAGCCGGUGCGGCUAAGGUGAGGACAGAAGGCAAGGGCGGCAUUGCUGGCAACUCGUUUGUGUUCGAGGGCCACCGCGCCAGCGAGGGCAGCGGCCCGAGGAUGAAGGUUAAGGUGAAGAGCCGCGGCUCGAAGGGCAAGCCCAAGAACCGGAGCAGCAAGCGUGCUGCCGCCUACCGGGCUGCUGGUGGACAGAAGCCAUAG
Penicillium canariense is the source of this 1623-nucleotide messenger RNA. RefSeq names its product rRNA-processing protein NOP12 (gene nop12). NCBI's taxonomy places the organism in Eukaryota, Fungi, Ascomycota, Eurotiomycetes, Eurotiales, Aspergillaceae. Bases 1 to 1623 code for a protein of 540 amino acids. The transcript is spliced from 2 exons. The record is from RefSeq and is a predicted model, not a curated record. Gene Ontology annotation, molecular function: RNA binding.